Molecule: messenger RNA, 1009 nt
Organism: Scatophagus argus
Lineage: Eukaryota; Metazoa; Chordata; Actinopteri; Scatophagidae
Product: cytochrome c oxidase assembly factor 1 homolog
Exons: 5
Coding region: 147-599 (150 amino acids)
Biological process (GO): mitochondrial respiratory chain complex IV assembly; mitochondrial respiratory chain complex I assembly
Cellular component (GO): mitochondrial inner membrane
Source: RefSeq, a predicted model, not a curated record
GUAUAGACGCCGCCUGCCCGAAUGUAGGGGGUACGCCGUAGUUUGUAAUAGAGCGCACCCAAUUCCAAUUGGUGCCCGUCUGUGUGACGUUUACGGACGUAAAAAGAGUAAAGUAUCAAACAAGCCGAACAAGGAAGUUAGCGCAGAUGAGGGUUUCCAUCACUGAGCUACAGAGACUCACAAUCUUCACCACUGUGCUGACUGGUGGAGGGAUCAGCACCAUGUACAUUCUGCAGCAGAAAAAAUUCACUGGGUCAGACUAUCACAGACUGGCUCUAGAAAAGUUGAGAGCAUGUCCAUUUGCCAUGGAAAACCUGGGUUCCCCCCCUUUGAAAGUCCACAACAUGCAUCUGACUGACAGAAACAAUCGCAUAGAUCAGCACAGAGCACAGAUAAAGAUCCCUGUGACGGGGUCAAAAACUGGAGGUUAUCUGUACACCUCUUCAAUUAGAGACCCUAAUACCAACAGGUGGAGUCUGAAGCAGGCAGUUCUGCAGCUCCGGGAGGGACAGACCAUUGACCUGAUGAAUCCUUCCCCACCAGCUGCAGGACAUCCCCAGGCAACAGAGCAGACAAAUGGGCUAGACAUAGUUCACUAACAUUGAUGAACUUCAUGUGCUAAUGAGAACACUACAAGCAGAAGUUGUGUUCCUCUAACUGGUGCUGAGUAGAAGUCUAAUUAACCCAAAUAAUACUGAGAUAUAUUUAUGAAAUGAAAAAUCCUCAACUCCAGCAUCAUUUUGAAGAGACAGUUGGUACUCAUGAUGCAAAACUCUGUGAGUGUCCCUGGGCAUCCAACAGAGAGCUAUGGACUGUUCUGUUGUGUCUCUGAGUUUGGUUUUGAUUAGAUAAUCUGAUGAUGGGCUGUUGCAUCUGCUCUGUUUGUUCUCUUGCGCUGUUAAGUCUUUGCUAGACUUUUUCUUUUUGUAAAAAUGUCCACUUGAAGAAUGAUGUGCCAGACCUGCAAGAUCUGUUGAAUAAAUAAUUCAAUAAAUCAGUGUUCAAAUAA